Talaromyces proteolyticus is the source of this 2217-nucleotide messenger RNA. RefSeq lists its product as uncharacterized. The transcript has 4 exons. Gene Ontology annotation, cellular component: nucleus. NCBI's taxonomy places the organism in Eukaryota, Fungi, Ascomycota, Eurotiomycetes, Eurotiales, Trichocomaceae. Gene Ontology annotation, molecular function: zinc ion binding; DNA-binding transcription factor activity, RNA polymerase II-specific. The coding region runs from base 1 to 2217 and encodes 738 amino acids. Gene Ontology annotation, biological process: positive regulation of transcription by RNA polymerase II; aromatic amino acid catabolic process. The record is from RefSeq and is a predicted model, not a curated record.
AUGCGACAACAACCAGCAGCAGGAUUUUUCCCUUCUCCAAGUAACUCACAAGACAUCACUUUCCUUCCCGUGAACCAAUCCCAUUCUCCUGGAAAUGACCGCCCAAGACGGGGAUACCAAUCCUGCGACAACUGCCGACAAAAAAAGAAGAGAUGCGAGCCCUCAUCAACGGAAGUAACGUGUUUGCGCUGUCAGCAGGAGUCUCGGGUCUGUCGAACAACUCAUCAGAGGAAAAGGAAGAAGCUGCGACCGGUAGUAGGCAGCACAACGUCUGACGUUUCUGGAAAUGCCGACGUGGCCACUCCUUGCGCGACACCGACCGCAGAAACUUCCCCAAGAGAUAUCCGUUCGCUUGCUGCAGACCAGGGUUCCUCCACUCUGGAGGUGGUUUCAACCCAUUGUGGCGACCUGCACUGGAGAUCGAAUACAAAGGAGCAGAUUCUGUCGACAAAUAUUCUAGAUGCAUGCGAUGCACUGGACCUUAUUACAGUCGCCGGGUCUAAUGAAAUCACUGGCAAGAAGGGUCGGGGAUCGCUGGAUUUGCAUGAAAGCCCGAACGUACCCUCACAGCCACCUGCAUCUGUCAAUCCAGCCCGAGAACCAUCAGCCACUUCCUGGGAUCGAUUUUUCUUGGUCAAAAGAGGGAUUAUCCGGGCGCAUGAAGCGGUGGAGUACCUGAGCUUCUACUUCGCACAGCUUUGGCAUCUCUUCCCAAUAAUACCGCAAUGGUACUCGUUACCAGCCCGCUAUGGCAUUUUGGCCGCCGAAGAGCCUGUGCUUACCAUCAGCCUUGUGACAAUAGCUUCCAGGUACCAUCCACUGAGCGGAUUCAAUGGCCAAGCUAGGUCGGAAAGGAUUCAUUGGCGUACUUGGCCGUGGGUGCAACGACUCUUUCAGUCGUCAAUCUGGGGAUCGUCAGCAAUGCGUAGCCUCGGUUCCAUUGCGGCCAUGUUGUUGUUUAUUGAAUGGCAUCCCCGCGCAAUUAAUUCGCCAGAGGAUCUGGUUGGUGACUGUGGCGACCUGGAGCUCUUUGAGCCACAUUCUCAGAUCUCCGACGAUGAAGCGACAGGGAUUGCGGAAUCAUACGGAAGACCUGACCCUUCGAGUACACCAGAAAGACUCAAUAUAGUGGCUCCAGCAUACAGAAGCAACAAGAUGUCUUGGAUGCUAUUAUCUACCGCCAUUUCUUUGGCUCAAGAAAUAGGAUGUUUGGGCGAUGAGCAGGUGUUGGCCCAGGCUUCUUCGAGAGGUUUAAGCGAGAGAAGUUCCGUCCGAAAAGAGUGGACUCGUCUCUUGUGCACUUUUAUUCGUCUCACUGAUGAGGCACUUGCGUUACGCCUCCGACUAGAGCCUCAAUUAGCGAGCAGUUGCUCCGUGGAGAUCGAUCGCCUUGCUUCAAGCCUAAUAGCUGAUGGACUCUCGGAAAGCGCUGUUGACCUCGCCCCCCAUAUGCGCAAAGCAAGAGAACUUCUUCAUAGCUGGAGAAAAAACCAACAGGGCACGGGGCCUGUUGUUCCAAUCACCGCGUGGGAUAGUUUUAAGCGGGGUCUAGAUUGCUGGGAAAGAAAACGCCAUCUUUGUCAAACAGGUGAGCUCAGUACGUCCUGCCUUUCCCUUCGUGGAGCCUGCCUUGACAUCGAAUACUAUUAUACCCGUCUCUGCGGACUUAGUCCUGCAGCGCACAUGUUCGAGAGCUCACCAAAGAUUUACUCUUCAAACUCUUAUAUAAAGUCACUAUCGGAGUUCGCGGAAGAGGCAACGAAAGCCUCAGUCAACAUGCUUGAACUCAUCGUGCAAAUCUUUUCGUCUUCGGAGCCUUUCAGAUACGCCGCGGUUAGAUACUGGCUUUAUACCCUCUGCGCCUCAUUGACGGAGCAGUUAGAUAGUACUAACCCUUCCAUUGACCUGAUUAUGAGAGUAAUUAAUGGUAUGAAGCAGUAUGCUCCUGACGACAUUCACAUGUCUCAGCGUUACGCCGCUCUGCUGGAAAUUCUUAUCAACGCGGCGUUGCGGACUUCACAGAUGACCACAGCCAGGGGCAAUGGAAUGGAUUAUAGCAGCCAUUCAAGUCCGUACCCGAUGGGAAUUCCGAUCUUUGAAAGUAACGAAUUAGACGUGGGGGAGGACUGGAUAUAUGACUCGAAUUUCUGGGAGACAUUGCCUGACAUGGUGGGGUUAAAUACCGUGCCUAACUUGAUUACGUCGUCUUUUGAGUAG